GCAGCCUGUGAACGCCGCAGUGCAUGCUACCGCUCAGCCUGUUCUCUGCUCGCCUUUCUUCCACAGCAGCGACGACACGGAGGAAAACAGACUGUGAUUUUUAGCCCAAACACAGGAGGUCACGCCGCGUCCCGAAACCCUUGCUUGCUCCCCUCCUGUCUGCCCACAGUGCUGUGUGUGGUGUAAAUAGGACAAAAUUCUGAAGAUAAAGUUGCUGGUUUCAUCGCUGAGGCUUCACUGGAACGGUUCUUCCAGUCACAGACUUUCUGCAGUCAAAGGUGCAGCGGGGGCAAGGCAGCUCGCGGGUCAAAACAAACCUGACGCCAUGGAAAUGGAUGAGGAAGAAAACAUGAGUUCAAGCAGCACAGACGUUAAGGAAAACCGAAACCUGGACAACGUGUCCUGCAAAGACGGGACGGGAGUCGGUGAUCAGCUCCCCAAUGGAAGUGGCCAUGGCAGUCGAAAGCGCCCCUUAGAGGAGGGUAACAAUGGCCACGCGCAUUCCAAGUUCCGGGCCAAGAAGCGCAAGAAAACACCUGGGCCGGUGCUGCCCAAGAAUGCUCUGAUGCAGCUGAAUGAGAUCAAACCAGGUCUGCAGUACAAACUGCUGUCUCAGACUGGGCCGGUCCAUGCACCAGUGUUUGUCAUGACUGUGGAGGUCAAUGGGCAGAUGUUUGAGGGCAUGGGUCCGACCAAGAAGAAGGCUAAACUGAACGCAGCUGAGAAAGCGCUGCGCUCUUUUGUUCAGUUCCCCAAUGCAUCAGAGGCUCACCUGGCCAUGGGCCGUACACUGACUGUGAAUACGGACUUUACAUCAGAUCAAGCGGACUUCCCUGACAUGCUCUUCAACGGCUUUGAGACACCAGCUGCACCUGAAGAAUCCUACUAUCUAGGUUCUAACGGUACAAACUCACUAGGGGAGUAUCCGUUACCCACACCACCUGGCAGCAACCUUGUCCAGGCUCCAUUGCCCCCUCCAUCUGUAUUCAGCUCACCCUCCACUGGCAAAAACCCAGUCAUGAUCCUCAAUGAGCUCAGGCCAGGCCUCAAAUACGACUUUGUCUCAGAGAGCGGUGAGAGUCAUGCCAAGAAUUUUGUGAUGUCAGUAACUGUGGACUCACAGACGUUUGAAGGCUCAGGGCGCAACAAAAAGCUGGCUAAAGCCCGGGCAGCACAGGCUGCCCUCUCUGCUCUCUUCAACAUGCAACUAGACCAGACACCAUCCAGGCAACCCAUACCAAGAGAGGGGUUGCAGCUUCACCUUCCCCAGGUUCUGGCUGACGCCGUCUCUCGCCUGGUGGUGGAUAAGUUCAGUGAGCUGACAGACAACUUCACCUCCCCCCAUGCACGACGAAAAGUCCUGGCAGGAGUUGUCAUGACAACAGGGACCGAUGUGAAGGAAGCACAGGUCAUCUGUGUCUCCACGGGAACAAAGUGCAUCAACGGUGAGUACAUGAGCGACCGUGGCCUGGCACUCAACGACUGCCAUGCUGAGAUAAUUGCCCGGCGCUCGCUCAUCAGGUACCUCUACACCCAGCUGGAGUUCUUCCUCAGCAACAUCAAGGAGGACUAUCACAAGUCGAUAUUUGUGCCAUGUGACAAGGGAGGCUACAAAUUAAAGGACAACGUUCAGUUCCACCUUUACAUCAGUACCUCACCUUGCGGAGAUGCCAGGAUUUUCUCUCCUCAUGAAGCUGGAGUGGAAGAUCAGGGGGACCGACACCCAAACCGCAAAGCAAGAGGCCAGUUGAGAACCAAAAUUGAGUCAGGGGAAGGCACCAUUCCUGUACGAUCCAGCAACACCAUCCAGACCUGGGAUGGUGUGCUUCAAGGAGAGAGGUUGCUCACCAUGUCAUGUAGUGACAAGAUUGCAAGGUGGAAUGUGGUGGGCAUCCAGGGCUCUUUAAUGAGCUACUUCACUGAGCCCAUCUACUUCUCCAGCAUCAUCCUCGGCAGCCUUUACCAUGCCGACCACCUCUCCAGGGCCAUGUACCAGCGCAUUGCAGAUAUCGAGGACCUGCCCCAGCAGUUCACCCUCAACAGGCCUCUACUCAGCGGUAUAAGCAACGCUGAGGCCAGGCAGCCGGGCAAGGCACCAAACUUUAGCGUGAACUGGACAGUUGGCGAUCAGGCCCUGGAGGUGAUCAACGCGACCACGGGGAAGGAUGAUAUGGGCCGCCCUUCAAGACUCUGCAAACACACCCUCUACAGCCGCUGGGUGCGCCUCCACUCCAAGCUGUCAUCCAUCCUGCGGAUCAAAGUGCCCAAGCCCAGCUCGUACCAUGAGGCCAAGCAGGCGGCCAUGGAGUACCAUUCUGCUAAAAAGGCUCUCAUCAAGGCCUUCCACAAGGCUGGCUUGGGGGCCUGGGUCAAAAAGCCCAUCGAACAAGACCAGUUCACCCUCAGCUCCUGAUUGAGUCCGGGACCAAAUGGGGGUGGGGUUCCCGAUGCACCAGCUCCUCCCUCCCUCCCUGACCCAGACCGGAGAGCUUAGAGAGCCCCUCAUUAACAACCAGGCAUUUAUUUCCAUCCCCAUGUGUCAGCUACCAUGUGCACCUUUCACCUGCAUGGUUUCACAAGCUGUCCAUAGAUCAUCAUUCCUCAGAGGACCCCCGCCUCAUCUUGUUCCUCAUCUUUGAUUUUAAGCCUAUAAUUUUGAUUUUACUUGUUUUCUGUUUUUAAACUGGAACCAUUGUCAUUCUUUUUUUAAUCACAUAGUGGUUUGUUUUCAAAACAAAAAUUAUGUACCUUAUUCUGUAGAUGUGGCGAUUAUUCAGUUUUUGUCUUUUUGCAAAAUGAGUGUAGCCAUUUUUAGGGUGAAAUGUAGCAUAGGAGAAAGGUUGUUUUGGUUGUUGACUAAAACCAAUGUGUAUGGACCUAAAAAUGUGUACUUGCUAAAAUUUAAAAAAGUUGAUCUUUAAUUUAAUGAUUCAUAAAUCCUCAAGGUGUAAAUCUAGUUCAGAAAAGUGAAAAUAAUGUAGGUAAAACAUAUGUGUGUUAUUCUGACGCAUUCUUAGCCCCUUUUAUUAAAGGUUAAAAAUGUUGUAAAACAGUGUCGCCCUGUUUGAUUGAUUGAUAAAAAAGAUUCAGGACAGUGUGACCAACACUCAUGUUCAUUUUUAUCAUUUUUAUUAUUUUAUUUAUUCAUUCAUUUGUCCUCUAAGGUAUUUCCUGUCAGUGUCACUUCAUACUUGAACUUCCGGGUGGGUCAUGGUGGACUCCUCCCCCUCGCCUGGGUCCCGGGACGAAGCUUUAGGAGGCGCUGCACGUAUUUGUUCUCCUUGAUUUAUUUAUUUUUUUCUUUUUGGAAUCCAUGGCUUUGCAUGGGAACUGAACUGAGAGGCUUGCAGAGCAGAAAACAAGCGCCAGGGAACUAUGCGUCUAUCAUUUUGAAUGAAUGCCAGCAACUUUCUCCACAGGCAGCUUUGAAUCUUUGUCUCAAUUUUCUAAAUUUCUUGUGAUUAAUUGACUGAUUUUGAGGGUUUAAGAGAGGAGGCUUUUUUUGUUUGUUUGUUCACUUUCUGUGUUCCCCGAUCAAAAGAGGAUUGUUGGGGAUGAAACUGCUGAGUACAGUGACAGUACUACAAACUUCUCAGACCUUGUAUUUAGACCACGGAGACCCAUGACAGCUGUCAAAUCCUAUAAUAGUAGAUGUCCUGUAGCACACGUAUGGUACAGUAUAUAAAGCUAGAUUCAAGAUAUGCCACAUUAAGCCCAUCUGUGGUGGCUGUGAUGCAAACAUGUCGCAAUCUCCACACCAUUGUCCUUGGAAGCACCUUCACAGUCCGUGCAUGAACAGACUCAGAAGCUGUCUGCUGAAACCUGAUGCCAGUAGUUUCCAACCAAAUGUACAGUUUCACUGUUUGAUGUUCAGCCUCCUGUAUUAACACCCCUAUGUGUAUUAACUCCAGUUCACCGUGAGUCAGUAUCUCCCAGGUUUUAAACUGGUCAAUGAAGAUGCAUUUCUAAGAAACUUCAGUCAAUUCCUGUUUCCAGCUGUAGGAACAAAUGUGUUUAAGUGUGAAAUUUGUGUGUGCUCAGGUGUCUUUCAGCAUACUCAGUUAAAUUUUCACCAAAGAUGUAGAUUUUCACGUGUUCCUCCCCAGUGUUUUCUUGAUAACACCUGUUUUCUAAUAGCUUGACAUUAUUUUGCCAUCAGCCCUUUACUGGCAGUUUAUUUUUGUAACUUUGCACAAUGUACUUGUGUUUUGUGCAAAAAAACAGACAGUAUGUUCCAUAUUGGGCAGAAAAGUCAGGCUUCUUUAGUGCAAAUGUAGCUGUCGGCAACCAACGUGCAUUUUGUGGGCUGCAAUCAUAACUGUUGCAAUUUACUUGUCAUCUAUAUAUAUAUAAUAUAUAUAUAUAUAUAUACACAUAUAUAUAUAUAUAUAUAUAUAUAUAUAUAUAUAUGUAUAUAUAUAUAUAUAUAUAUAUAUAUAUAUGAACAACAAAUGUGGCAAAUGUUCCCGCUGUUGAAACCUAUUGAAUCUUUCCUUUGUCAGUGGGAAUAUGAAGAUGUUACAGUUCCUAUAUGUGAGUUUGUGACUAACUGGCUGCAGUCGCUGUACAGCAUAGCACCAACACUUCCAGAGUCAACAUGAUUCAUCCCCAUUGUAGCAAGACAAAUACAGCAGGAAGAAAAAAGCAGCACUGUUACAUUUCUCCUCAACCAGCUGGCACUUGUGAUGUCAUUUACAGUUGUUCAAUUCUGCUUGAUUGCAUUUAUUUUUUGAGCAAUUAUUAGAAAAACAGAGCUGUGUUUGAAAUGUUCACUUAGUCAGUCUCUUUAUUGUGUUAACUAUAUAUUAUUUAAUAACAUUGUUUGUGUGUGUGUGUGUGUAUAUAUAUAUAUAUAUAUAUAUACACACACACACACACACACACACACAUAAAUAAAUGAAAGGUGGACAGGUGUAGCCAGGCUUUUUUGCAUUGCAUACACAAAAUUUCGUUGUAAUUUGAGAGCGUGUGCGUUCCGUUUUAUGUAUUGCAUAAACAAACACCAGCGGCAGACAUCGCAAUAUAACCCUAACUGAUUUAGGGGUUGUUUUGGCUGGAAACAUUAUAAAAACUUCAUCUUCUUAAUAGUUGCAUUGAAUCUUAUGUCACCAAUAACAUUUCUCGUUAUGUCAGAAACAUCACAAAGCUGUGGACAAAGCAUUAGUAUGCUGACAUUUUGUCUGAAAUGUAGUAGAAACUAUUUCUACCAUUGAAUCAGACAUUUUAUAUGUCUCUUUACAUGUAGGGAAAGGGAGGUGACUGUUAAUUAGCUGUGGAUGUUAACGGUAGCGUGCUAAAAUUUGCAUCACCAUAAGUUAACUUAAAUCUAAAUAUAUUAGGACCAAUGUAGAUUCACUACUUGUACUGUAUGCAAUCAAAUUUUAAGUGCACUAUAAAGUAGAUGUGAAGUUGUAGUAAAUUAGCUGUGGAUAUUAGCAUAUGUGGAAUAUUGUAAAGUUUUGAAAAUUUGAAGACAUUUUUGUUACAAAACCCUUCAUGUUGGAAGUGGUCGAAUGCUGUGGAAAUACAGACCUUAACAUGAACUUUUCAAUGAAAAGGGAAAAUCUGUUAUUUGCAAAUGCAACUCCUAACUCUGUGUUCUUAGCAUGCUAAUGCUAACAUUAGCAAUAUGCUAUCCUACAUUAGUGUUCUUGGUUAGCUUAGACACAGUACUUUGUGACUAAUGUAAUGUAGCUACACCACUUUUAUUGCAUCACCUGAACUAUAUUUAACACCAACAUUAAAAUGCUAUAGAGAAAAUACACCUCUAUUUUCUUAUAAACAACCCACUGCAGCAUCGGGUCAGCGGCUGACUCAAAGGCAUGGGGCCCAGCAAUGCUAUUUUUUAAGUUGUUUAAAAGAUUGAUGUAGUGAGCAUUUUUCAGUAUAAUAAAUCUCAUAGCAAGUAAUUUCUAAUGUAAUGACUACAUUUGCAUUUGGUCUAUGUCACCUGCUGGCAUAAAUAGAUAACUCCAUUUGGCUACAAUACACAGAAAUAGCUAUGCAGUGUGACAUGUAUGUGUGGAUUCAACAUGCUGCAACAUGUAUUCCAGGUGCUCGUUUCCCUCUAUGCCCCUACCAUCUUUGUUUUGAACAAUAACUGUUAGCUCUAUCUGCUACUUUGGUGGCAAGUUUUCAGUACACCUUAAAGUAGAUGUAAAGUUAUUGAAUUAUCUGCAUUUCUGAAUGCAAGUGGACUGUUAUGAGGUUUGACAAUUUAAAGAUCUUUUUGGCACAUAUUUAUUCAGAUUAGUUGUGAAACAUGUUUUGCAGCUGUUGGAGUCCCAUGUUCAUCAAGUUGAGUUUAUGAGCAUGGAACUUGAUUUGCUCGCCCAAUAACCAAUGAAGAUAAGCACCAGCUGCCCCCUGGUGUAUAUGAUGGAUGAAUGGAUAUUAAUUAAUGUGGACCUUAGCAUGCUAAUGUUAGCAUCAGUAUGCUAAUACUUGCACCGAAAUAAUACAACUCUCAUCCAGGCUGCAGAGCAUGAUGGUCUAUUAGGAAUAUUGCCGUGUUCCACCUCUGUACACUACUUUUCUAAGCCAGGUGACAGAUUUCUUGUGCACUUUAUAAUGGAUGUUAGCUUGCUAAAUUUAGCAGUAGCAGUCUUUGUCCACUUAGACUGUAGGGUACAGGGGUAUUGUUUGGAAAAAACAGUGUAUUACCUCUGUUCACUAUUUUUAUUGUACCACCUGAGAACGUUUUAGUGCACUAAGUAGUGGAUGUAAAGUUAUCACUAAUCAGCUCUUUUAAAGGUUGUGCUAGAAUCCUAAUGUUAGCGUUAGCAUGCUCUACUAGCUUAGUUUUCAUUUAAUUAUGGUCUAAUUUGAUGACACUGUGUACCACCUCUGUACACUAUUUUUACUGUACUAGAUGACAGAUUUUUAGUGCACUAUAUGAUGAAAAAUUCUAUUAAUAAGUUGUGAAUGUUAGAAUGUUAAUGUUAGCCUUAAUUUGCUUUUUCAGCUCAAGUUGUAGGGCAUUGUGGUCUGUUUUGAGCAAAGCAAUGCACUGUAUAGUGGACUAAAGUAAACAGUAGAAAUUGUGUACAGUAUACAGUGAGCUAAUGGUGAAUAAGUGAACAAUUUGAACACAGCUUUGAAGUUAGCUUUAUAGUAAAAACCAAGAAGUCACAUAAAGUGGUCACCUACGAUUUUACCCUUACCACAAUCUCAGCCAGAAGGCGUGCUCCAUAUGCAAGUCUGACAGAUGUUUCUCUUCCCCUCUGUUUUUCCCAGUUGUUCUGUUAAUAUUUUCAUUUUGUCUUUUUACAAAGCUGUCUGAGGAUUUUUUUUUUUUUUUUGCUAUAUGCCCCAUUAAGAUUGCCUGCUUCUAGAGUUUAGUUUUUCGACUGCACUAAAGAUGUCAACUGAUGAUGUCAUGAUUAAAAAAAAAAGUCUCCAUUUACGGUUUGGAUGGAUUCAACGACUGGAGCAAGAACUGAACUCCUGCUUAACCCCUGCAAAUCCCUGAAGACGGUCAGUGCAACCCUUCCCUUUCUUGGUGGGGUUAUGUUAUUUUGGUUUUGUUCAGUGAGCCCACAUUUGGAGGCUUUUGCUGUUUCUGGGUCCAGUUGUCCAGUUGUGUGAAAUCCUCCUCCAACUCAAACCACAACCUUGCAUGUACUACCAACACUGAAGCUGCACCUAGCAUGAUGACAAACUUUUAAGGACAAUGUAGAAAAAAAACAGCUAUAGAUAGUUAUAUGAAAUCAAGAAAAAAAAAAGAAUAAAGGAGUUCUUAGUUUA
This is a messenger RNA of Girardinichthys multiradiatus, 7746 nucleotides long. It is a transcript of the gene adarb1b, whose product is annotated as adenosine deaminase RNA specific B1b. The transcript has 12 exons. Gene Ontology annotation, molecular function: double-stranded RNA adenosine deaminase activity; double-stranded RNA binding; tRNA-specific adenosine deaminase activity. Bases 326 to 2413 code for a protein of 695 amino acids. Gene Ontology annotation, cellular component: nucleolus; cytoplasm. NCBI's taxonomy places the organism in Eukaryota, Metazoa, Chordata, Actinopteri, Cyprinodontiformes, Goodeidae. The record is from RefSeq and is a predicted model, not a curated record. Gene Ontology annotation, biological process: adenosine to inosine editing; RNA processing.